AUAAAAAGAGAACGAUCCGGAAAAUAGAUCUUCAGACCAGACGUCAUGAAGUUGUACGUGAUCCUCGUACUCCUUGCCGUUGCCAGCACUAUCGAGGCAUACCGAAUUGCAGUUUAUAUGAAGACAAUAUAUGUGAAUGUUCCAGAGUCUUGGAAGAGGCCGAGAUGUGAGUGGAUGAAAUGCGACAAAGGGUGUGAGAAGGUGAGAGAUGAACGGGGUUGUUUCAAAUGUGAGUGUCCACCGGUCUGCGACCCACCAGUAUGUGGCCCUGGGUGUCAGCUAGAAGAGGUUUACGAAGGACCUUGUCCAGGAUGCAUGUGCAAGGUAUCAGAAGAGGACAUAGAUGAUAUAAGAAAAGAAAUUCAAAUGUGUGAUCCUCCAAGAUGUCCACCUGGUUGUGAAAUAGAGAGGGUUUAUGACGGACCAUGCCCUGGAUGCGACUGCUCCAAAAAAGAAGAAAUUUAUGAAGAAAAAAUCGGAUGUGACCCCCCAAAAUGUCCCCGGGGAUGCGUGAUCGAAACUGUAUUUGACGGACCUUGUCCCGGAUGUGAUUGCAAAGGAACGAAAGAAAUCGUCGAAAUAGUAGAAAAGAGAGUCAUCUGUGACGCUCCUAAAUGUGAGCCGGGCUGCUUCGUCGAAACUGAAUUUGAUGGUCCUUGUCCAGGAUGCUCCUGUAUAGAUAUUCCAGACAUCGUAGAAUCAAAAAUCUGUGACCCACCAAAAUGUCCCCGAAACUGCAGAAUUGAAACAGUUUACGACGGACCCUGUCCUGGAUGUGACUGCGAAGUAAGAGAAUUGAAGAAAGACAUUGCGUGCGAUCCUCCUAAUUGUCCCCCUGGUUGCUCAAUUGAAACUGUGUUCGACGGUCCUUGUCCUGGAUGUGACUGCAAAUCAGAAGAAGAAGUUAAUAAAGAUGAAGUAAUCUGCAACCCCCCAAAAUGCCCCCCUGGAUGUGUUAUAGAAACCGUUUUCGAUGGUCCAUGUCCUGGCUGUGAUUGCAAGAGAGAUUUUAAAGUUCCAAAAGUGAUGUGCUCACCCCCAAACUGCCCUCCUGGCUGUUUCGUUCAAACGGUUUUUAACGGACCCUGUCCUAGUUGUGAAUGUCCGAAAGAAAAGGACGAUUUUGAGGUGCCCAAAGUGAUGUGCUCUCCACCCCUAUGUCCUGAAGGCUGUUUUCUUGAAAAAGUGUUUGACGGACCAUGUCCUAGUUGCGAAUGUCCAAGCGAAAGGGAAGAAGAACCAAAGUGUGCCCCGGCAGCAUCAUGCUUAGGAGCUGGCUGCAAGUUGGAAGUGGAUGAAAGUGGGUGCCAAGUGUGCGAAUGCAAGCUUCGCUGUACACCUCCCAAGUGCAGCAGAUUUUGCCAGAUAAAGAGUGUGGAAGGAGGAUGCCCUGUUUGUGAUUGCCCGAAAUGGCGUCACAAGGGUUGAAGGGCAUCAUAAUAAUGUGCUUUACACUUUUUCUGCUACAUUUUACAUUUUCUAAAUAAAAUUUUCAUACUUUCAUGUUA
Messenger RNA from Parasteatoda tepidariorum (common house spider), 1508 nucleotides. The record is from RefSeq and is a predicted model, not a curated record. Lineage: Eukaryota; Metazoa; Arthropoda; Arachnida; Araneae; Theridiidae.